UACUUCUGUCUUAGGUUCCUCACAGGAGUUAGGGUUAGUCACACUAACUACUGUGCUGGCACUGAGAUACAUUUUUUCAAUGUUUUUCUUCUUUAUAGGUUGGCAAAGGUUUGAGAUAUAUACCCCAUGUGAAGUCAUGUGUGAAGAAAUAUUCCAAGAGACUGAAAGUGAGCAGCAUCAUACUAUUGACUAUGAUUCCUUGGCUGAAGGUCAGCCAAGCAAGUGCACAAGAAGCCUUCACUGGGAUCUCUGUUACAAGUUAUUUUGCUGUUAUUGGAUGGGGCCAAGCAAUGCACCUUCUUUUUAUCAUCAUUGUCAUUUUUCCAUGUUUUCUAUUGAAACUGGAAAAACCUGCUCUCAAGUCAGUUGUGAUAAUGGCCAGUCAAAAAUCCCUGGCAGUUGCAGUAUCAAUAACCGGUUACCUUCCAUUUACGCAAGCUGAACAAGGCUUGCUAAGCUUACCAAUGAUUUUAAUGCACCUUGGAAUUCUUCUGUCUGAUUCAGUGUGGGCAUCUUGGUGGUUUGCAUGGGAUACCAAGAAAGAAAAAGAGAAAGCUGGCCCUGGCAACAUGGCAUUUAAUGGAGAUGAGACUACUAAUCAAACAACUAAUGAUGAGCUGGAUCAUUUAUCCUGUGAUGCAAAUCAACAGUUUUAUGUUUCAUCUGUUUAA
Molecule: messenger RNA, 671 nt
Organism: Pocillopora meandrina
Lineage: Eukaryota; Metazoa; Cnidaria; Anthozoa; Scleractinia; Pocilloporidae
Source: the annotation of a GenBank genome assembly